Amphimedon queenslandica is the source of this 2485-nucleotide messenger RNA. RefSeq names its product midasin-like. Gene Ontology annotation, biological process: ribosomal large subunit export from nucleus; ribosomal large subunit assembly. Gene Ontology annotation, cellular component: preribosome, large subunit precursor; nucleus. The record is from RefSeq and is a predicted model, not a curated record. Bases 67 to 2292 code for a protein of 741 amino acids. The transcript is spliced from 20 exons. Lineage: Eukaryota; Metazoa; Porifera; Demospongiae; Haplosclerida; Niphatidae.
AAGCAUAAACAAUAAAUCCUCUGUACAGUACUACAUCUAUUUACAAUUGCUGUCCUGUGCAGAGAAAUGAGAAAUGAAUCUGAGGAUGAUACCGCUGAGAAAGAAUUUGGAGCAGUUGGAGAUAAAGAGGAAAAGAAAGAAGAAGAAGGACUGGACAGGAACAUGUGGGCACCUGAGGAAGAUGAAGAAGAAAAUAAGGAGGAACUUAAUAAAGAGUCUGGUGGUGGAACGUCUGAGGAUAACGAAACCCACCUUGCUGCGAAAGACUCAGAUUCAAAGAAAAGAGACAAAGAGGAGAAUGAAGGAGAGAAGGAAGGAGAGAGAGAAGAGGAAGGAAGAGAGGAUAAUGAUGAGGAACUUAUCAAUGAUCAAGAUGAUUAUUUUACAGCCGGGAAUGAUGCUCAGCAAGGAAAUGAACAAGAAGAGACAGAGGGAGAUGGGGUACAAGAGGAUUUUGGUGACAUUAAUCUUGACUCGGGUAGUGAUAUGGAGGAGGGUAAUGAAGACGGUGAAGGAGAAGAAGAAAUGGAAACUUGUAAGGAAAGUGAGUUCUCUGACGGUGAAGAAAAGGAUGACAAUAACAAUGGCGACACAGAAGAAAUGAGCAAAGAAGAUGAAGAGUGUUUAGAAAUGGAUGCUGAUGGUAUGACGUAUACUUCUGAUGACAAAAUUUAUGGAGUUCCUCAGUCUCAAAUCGCACCCACUGAAGAACAAAGGCAAUCUAAUACAGAGCCUGAUGGCUCUCAGAAAGAAGAAGUCCAAUCUUCAUUAGAUGCACUAGAAACAGAUGGGACUGCUGAUGAUACUAAUACUACUACAUCUAAUCAAGGCAAUAUCUCUCAAAUGAAAGGACCCAAUAGAAAUAGAAAGGAGUUGCAGAGAUUAAGACAGAAGAACACAUCACAUAGUAAAGCUGAUCCUGACAAUAUACCACCUGCUAAGAAACAAAAGAUAAUGGAAGGAGAGGAGAGACCUAAUGAACAAAAGGACACAAGUUCCAAUCAGACAGAUACAGACCUGUACCAGCAUGUAACUGAGACCCAGUCCAGUGAUGCUGCUGCUUGGGAUACACUUAAUGGAGUUGAUGGUAGCAAUGGACAACAACCAAUAGGAGAGGAUGAGGAGGGAGAGGAUGGGAAUGAAGAGAAAGGAACACUACCUACCAACGAUGAAGUAUUAACAUCACAAGAGUGUACCAUCAAAGAUAAUAAUAUUGAGAAAGAAGCAGUCCUACAAUAUGAUGAUAGCAUGGAGUCUAAAGAAGAAGAAGAAGAGAAGAACAGAAAAGAUCAAGAGAGAGAGCUACCAACUGACAGCUACUUCAAUACAUCUAAUGUAGGAAUGGAAUGGAUACCUGGACAAUUGGACGAAUCCAAAUUGAGAUUAAUAGUACAAGAAACUGAUGUUCAAAGACUUGAGCAAUCCUCACGGUCACAAGAGAAUGCUCAAUUGUGGCUGCAGUAUGAAUCAAUGAUGUCCAGUUUGUCUCAUUCAUUAUGUGAAGAAUUAAGGCUCAUACUUCAACCAACAGAAACAUCCCAGCUAAAAGGUGACUUUAGAAGUGGAAAGAGGCUCAAUCUAAGAAGAAUAAUUCCAUAUAUUGCCAGCAACUUUCAAAAUGAUAGGAUUUGGUUGAAAAGAGUAAAACCGAACAAGAGAAAUUACCAGAUUCUAAUAGCAGUCGAUGAUUCCUCAAGCAUGAAAGUUAAUGAUUGUGAUAAGAUGACAUGUGAAUCACUUGCUCUAAUAAGCUCUGCAUUACAAAAGUUAGAUAGUGGGCAGUUGGCUGUGUGCAGCUUUGGUGAAGAUGUUCAAGUUCUUCAUUCAUUUGAACAACCUUUACUAACAGCUAAUGGUGGGCACAUACUGCAACAUUUAACAUUCAAUCAAUCUACCACUAAUUUUGUUAAAUUGCUUAAUUGUGCUGUGAGCUUAUUUGGUCAAGCUUUAUUAACACAACAUAAAGUAUCUGUUGGCAUUAGUCAAUUGAUGGUAGUACUGUCUGAUGGAAGAGGAGUAUUUGGACAUGGAACUCCACCUGUUAUGUCUAAUAUCUGCCAGUUAACAGAGAUGGGAGUUUUUGUUGUAUUUGUGAUCAUUGAUGGAUUAGGAGAGAAUUCAAUUGUUGAUAUUAAAACAAUAGCAAAGAGAGAACCUCUUGUCAUAAAGUCAUACUUGGAAACUUUCCCUUUUCCCUAUUACAUUGUACUAAGAGAGAUAUCAGCUCUACCUUCAGUGCUAGCCCAGUCACUGAGACAAUGGUUUGAAUUAGUGACUGCAUCAAAUAAUUGAAGAGGUUUUGUAAUUUUAUUUAUUUAUCUUUAUUUUAACAAAUCUAAUGACUUUAAAUUAUUGUAAUAAGUAAUGAUUAUAAUAAUUUCAUUUUCCUGUGAUUGUUUUGAGAUGCUUCCCAAACAAAAAUGUUAUUCUUUCUGUGUGAUUUUUAUCAUCUCUGUAAUUGUAUAAAAGAAUAAAGUUCCAUGCA